This is a messenger RNA of Canis lupus familiaris (dog), 3527 nucleotides long. It is a transcript of the gene TMEM132C, whose product is annotated as transmembrane protein 132C. The record is from RefSeq. Lineage: Eukaryota; Metazoa; Chordata; Mammalia; Carnivora; Canidae.
AUGGCCACCAUGCUAUUCGCCAAGCUCAACUUCAGGAACUUGAUCGAGGGCCGGGGGAUCACAGAUAAUGUGCCACGGUUCUCUUCUCUGCCACCCUUCCUGCCUGUGAGCUACCACAUCCUUGGAGCAGAGACCUCCUUCUUCCUGAAGGAGGCCAACCAGGACGUCCUGCGCAACUCCAGCCUGCACACCAGGGUGGAGUCCUUCUUCACCUACAAGGCCAACCGGCCCCCAGUGCUCAACGCCAGCUACGGGCCCUUCUCCAUCGAGCAGGUGGUGCCUCAGGACCUCCUGCUGCCCUCCAGCCCCUUCGGAGCCACCAGCAAGCUCUCCCUCAACUGGAGGCUGAGGGCGCACAUCCUGCGGGACAAGGUGUACCUGAGCCGGCCCCGGGUGCAGGUGCUCUUCCACCUGCUGGGCCGGGACUGGGCGGCACAGAGCCCUGGCGAGCGGCUGCCCUGCCUGCGGCUGUUCGCCUUCCGGGAGACCCGGGAGGUGCGGGCCGGCUGCCGGCUGCAGGGCGCCCUGGGGCUGUGCGUGGCCGAACUGGAGCUGCUGGCCGCCUGGUUCGGGCCCCCCACCGUGGUGGCCGGGAGGAAGCGGGCGCCUGGGCCGCCCGAGGGGAGCCCCGUGGAGCUCUACUACUCCGUGCAGCCGGGGGAUGCGCGCGGGGACUGUGCGGGCGGCGGCGGCGACGUCAGGAAGGGCAACGCCAUCCGGCCUGGGAAGGACGGGCUGGAUGAGGCCGUGCCCCACCUGCAGAGGAUCGGCGCCGUCAGCCUCUACCGGGCCCAGGACAGCACCCAGCUCAGCGAGCUGCGUUUGGACAGCAACGUGGUCAUCUGGCUGCCCUCCCGGCCCGUCAAGCAAGGAGAUGUGGUCACCGCCUACGUCACCAUCGCCAGCAACUCCACUGUGGACCUUUUCAUCCUGAGAGCCAAGGUGAAGAAGGGGGUGAACAUCCUGGGCACUCAGACCAGCGAGCCCCGGCAGUGGGAUGUCAAACAGGAGAUGGGGAAUGGCGGAAAGCAUGCUACCACCACCGUGCUGUGCCAGCGCCUGGGGUCCAGCACACGUAACAGAAGCAGCAGCCUGUUCAGUGAGGUUAUGCAGAUGAACUUUGAAAUAGCCAGCUUCAGUAGCCUCUCGGGGACUCAGCCCAUCGCCUGGCAGGUGGAAUAUCCACGGAGAGCGACCACCGACACCGCUGUGUCCGAGAUCUUCAUCAGCCAGAAGGACCUGGCUGGCAUCGUUCCUCUAGCCACGGACACGGAAAUUCUGAACACUGCCAUCCUCACGGGAAAGACAGUGGUCCUGCCCAUCAAGGUGGUCUCUGUGGAGGAGAACAGUGCCGUGAUGGAUAUCUCCGAGUCGGUGGAGUGCAAGUCCACAGACGAGGAUGUCAUCAAGGUGUCUGAAAGAUGUGACUACGUCUUUGUCAAUGGCAAAGAGAUGAAGGGCAAGGUGGAUGCGGUGGUGAACUUCACCUACCAGCACCUGAGUGCCUCCCUGCACAUCACCGUGUGGGUGCCCCGGCUACCCCUACAGAUUGAGGUCUCUGACACAGAGCUGAGCCAGAUCAAAGGCUGGAGGGUCCCCAUUGUGUCCAGUAAGAGGCCCACUCGAGAGAGCGAGGAUGAAGACGAGGAGGAGCGGCGGGGCCGAGGCUGUGCCCUGCAGUACCAGCACGCCACGGUGCGGGUCCUCACCCAGUUCGUGUCGGAGGGCGCUGGCCCGUGGGGCCAGCCGAGCCACCUUCUCAGUCCCGACUGGCAAGUCGACAUCACCCACUUGGUUGCAGACUUCAUGAAGCUGGAGGAACCUCACGUGGCCACACUCCAGGACAGCAGGAUCCUGGUCGGGCGGGAGGUUGGGAUGACCACCAUCCAGGUGUUGUCUCCGCUCUCUGACUCCAUCCUGGCAGAGAAGACGGUGACCGUGUUAGAUGACAAGGUAUCGGUGACAGACUUGGCCAUCCAGCUCGUGGCUGGGCUGUCUGUCACCCUCCACCCCAGCACGGAGAACAGCAAGGCCAUCACCGCUGUGGCCACAGCUGAGGAGCUGCUGCGGACCCCCAAACAGGAGGCCGUGGUCAGCACUUGGCUCCAGCUCAGCGACGGCUCCGCCACCCCCCUGGACAUCUACGACACCAAGGACUUCACCCUGACCGCCACCUCCCUGAACGAGGCCGUCGUGUCCACCCCCCAGGCCCGCUCUCCCAGAUGGCCGGUGGUGAUGGCCGAAGGGGAAGGCCAGGGGCCGCUGGUGCGAGUGGACAUGUCCAUCGCCGAGGCCUGCCAGAAGUCCAAGCGCAAGAGCGUCCUGGCCGUGGGUGUGGGCAGCGUCAGGGUCAAGUUUGGCCAGGGCAACGCCGACUCCAGCCGCGGCGCGGACGGCGACAGUGGCGAGAUCAAGAACCACGCCAGCGACCGCCGGCAGAAGAGCCAGGAGCCCGAGGGGCACCUCCAAGGCAGCCCGGGGGAGCGCGAGGACGGCGCCCUGCAGAGAGGCGACAGCACGGCCAGGCCGCUCCUGGACAACAGGGUGGUGAAGAGCGGCCGGCCGGACGCGGGCAGGCCGUCCGGGGGGGACCAGCUGCAGAACAUCCCCCUGGACUUCGCCAACUUCCCGGCGCAGGUGGAGCUGCCCCGGGCGGGGGGCGGCCUGGGGGCCAGCGACCUGGUGCAGACGCCCCGGGGCCUGAGCGACCUGGAGAUCGGCAUGUACGCCCUGCUCGGCGUCUUCUGCUUGGCCAUCCUUGUCUUCCUCAUCAACUGCGCCACCUUCGCCCUCAGGUACCGCCACAAGCAGGUGCCCCUGGAAGGCCAGGCCUCUGUGACCCACUCGCACGACUGGGUGUGGCUGGGCAACGAGGCGGAGCUCCUGGAGCACGCGGGCGAGGGGUCGCCACCGCAGGACGAGCACACGACUGUCCUGGACCGCGGGCCGGGCGGCAGCGACGACGGCAGCCGGCUGCUGCUCAACGGCGGCGCCCGGCAGCACGUGCAGGGCCAGGUGCACCGGGCGGGCUCGGCGGGCAGGCCGGCCAGGGACCCGAAGCUCGAGCCCCUGCAUUCGCCCACCUCCAAAAGGAAGAAAGUGAAGUUCACCACCUUCACCACCAUCCCGCCCGACGACGGCUGCCCCACCGUGAACUCCAUCCUGGGGGGCGGCGGCGGCGAGGACAUCAAGUGGGUGUGCCAGGACGUGUCCCCGGGCGCCCCCAAGGAGCUCAGAAACUACCUGGAGAAAUUCAAGGACCCGGCCUAGGCCCCCGCGGGGCCUGGCUCCUCGCUCGGCUCCAGAGUGGGCUGGCCGGGGCGUCGGAGGGUCUGGCCGAGCGGGACGCACCGGGGCCGGCGGACCGCGGAGGCCUCCGAGCCGGGAAGGGCUGUGUGCCUCUUUUGCAGCAGCGGGUUUAGCAGCCGGUGACGGUGGAGUUCCCAGUCAGCGGAGCAAACUCCGGCCUGCACCGUCGGAAAGUGAGUCUAUGAGUCAAAAUAGAACAGACAAGCUACCAAAAAUUA